AGUUUGGUUACGUAUUCCAUCACUCGAAGCCGGAUUACGUGGUAAUGAAUAAAUGGCUGUCCAAUGAGCCCAAGAAUAUUCCGGACUACGCGCACACUAACAUCGGCGUCGGAGGGCUGGUAGUCGAUGACAAGGACCGGGUGCUGGUCGUCAAGGAGAAGCACUUUUUCGGACCGAAACAGAUCUGGAAAUUUCCGGGCGGUUACGCCAUUCAGGGCGAGGAUUUCGGACAGACAGCCGUCCGGGAAGUGCUCGAAGAGACGGGCAUUGAAUGCGAGUUCCAGUCAGUGAUAGCCUUCCGACACAUCCACCGGUUCGCCUUCGGCUGCAGCGAUGUCUACAUUGUCUGCCAUUUGAAGCCCAAAGCCGACAGUGAUUCAGAUGGAAGUGAUGGAAAUGGAUUGGUGGUGAAGAAGUGCGCGUACGAGAUAGACGACUGCACCUGGAUGUCCAUCCCGGAGCUCAAACCACAGUUGACUCAAUUCAAUGCUCAUAUACUCGAGAAGUUUCUGUCGUAUAGGGAAAUGGGUGUCAAAAUCGGUUUAGAGUCCAUUCCAUCGAUUAUCAAGAAUAUUGAUCACCAAACCUAUUCCAUACACAAAGUUCUUUGA
Molecule: messenger RNA, 611 nt
Organism: Oppiella nova
Lineage: Eukaryota; Metazoa; Arthropoda; Arachnida; Sarcoptiformes; Oppiidae
Source: the annotation of a GenBank genome assembly